This is a messenger RNA of Notothenia coriiceps (black rockcod), 599 nucleotides long. RefSeq names its product collagen alpha-6(VI) chain-like. Lineage: Eukaryota; Metazoa; Chordata; Actinopteri; Perciformes; Nototheniidae. The record is from RefSeq and is a predicted model, not a curated record. The transcript is spliced from 2 exons. The annotation marks the transcript as partial.
UUUGUGAGAAGCAGCAGGCCGACCUGGUCUUCCUGCUCGAUCAGUCCAGCAGCAUCAACCAGGACGACUACACCAUCAUGAAGAAGUUCACCACAGAUCUAGUGAACAGCUUCAAAGUGAGUGAGGAACUAGUGCGUGUCGGGCUCGCUCAGUUCAGCAGUGAUGAUGUAAACCAUGAGUUUGACCUCAACCAGUUCAACAGCCAGGAAGCGGUGAACAAGCACAUCUUGAGCAUGACGCAGAGAGGUGGAAGCACAUAUAUCGGACUGGCCCUGGACUCCAUCAGGGGUUAUUUCGAGGCGUCACGUGGCAGCCGAAGAUCUGCCGGGAUCUCCCAGAAUCUGGUGCUGAUCACAGACGGGAAAUCUCAGGACGACGUUGAGGAUGCCGCCGAUCAUCUCCGAGCUCUGGGCAUCGAGGUGUUCGCCAUCGGCAUUGAAGACGUCCACGAUCUGGAGCUCCUGCAGAUCACGGGAACACCGGAGAGGGUGUUCACCGUGAACAACUUCGGCAGCUUGGAUGAAGUCAAGCAAAAGGUGUUUGAGGCAAUCUGCAAAUCUAAACUCCAUAUUCAUGAUAAACUGCUUCAGCCCAACAUC